Molecule: messenger RNA, 1061 nt
Organism: Aphanomyces astaci
Lineage: Eukaryota; Oomycota; Saprolegniomycetes; Saprolegniales; Verrucalvaceae
Exons: 1
Coding region: 20-1036 (338 amino acids)
Biological process (GO): translational initiation
Cellular component (GO): eukaryotic translation initiation factor 2B complex
Molecular function (GO): translation initiation factor activity; guanyl-nucleotide exchange factor activity
Source: RefSeq, a predicted model, not a curated record
CGGAUUUCAACCAGAAGCCAUGGCAUCAGCACGUCUGAACGUCGUGGACGAGUUCAUGGGGUACCUGAAGGACCCCGAGUCUGCGAUUGCGGUGGCGGUGAUCAAGGUGCUCACUGGUGUCAUUCAGCACUCGGAGGCGAGCACGAUGAUGGAGAUGGAGAGCGCGUUGCAGGAUGCUGCGUCCCAGCUCAAGGCAGCGGCGGCCGCCAAUUCGCCUGCGGACAACAAGAACAUCGCGACGCACUCGACGUCCGCGCAGUCCCUGUCCUCCAUCUCCGUGACAGCAGGGUGUCAGCUCUUCCUGCGCUACGUCACGCGUUGCUUCCUCGAGUUCGACGAUUUUGACCAAUGCAAGAGCCAGCUCAUCGAUCGCGGCAAGCUCUUCGCCGAGACGUCGUCCACGAGCCGCAAGCGCAUCGUGGACUUUGGCCACAACUUUGUGCGCGACGGGAUGGUCGUGCUCACCCACGGUGCGUCGCGUGUGGUCACCAAGGUGCUGCUGCAAGCCGCCAAGUCCAAGCACUUCUCCGUGGUGGUGACCGAGGGCCGACCAAACGGCGCCGGGUACAAGACGGCCGAGCUUCUCUCCAACGCGGGCAUCCCCACCACCGUUAUCGUGGACGCCGCCAUGGGCUACUACAUGGAGCGCGUGAGCAUGGUGAUCGUGGGUGCGGAAGGUGUGGUCGAGAACGGCGGUAUCGUCAACAAAAUCGGUACAUUCUCGUGUGCGAUGAUUGCGCACGCGAUGAAGAAGCCCUUCUACGUGGCCGCGGAGAGCUACAAGUUUGCGCGGCUGUACCCGUUGAACCAGCACGACUUUCCCCACAGCCGCCGCACCGACGAAUCGGUUGUUAGCAUGCUCGCGCCGUCGUGCACGUGCGAUCCCGAGCUCGUACUUCCCAGCCACCCGCUGCUCACAGCCGGAAGCCCCGCGUGCGACUACACGCCGCCCCAGUACAUCUCUCUCCUCUUCACGGACCUCGGAGUGCUCACGCCGUCAGCCGUGUCGGAUGAACUGAUCAAGCUUUACCAAUAAUCAACCAGUUUCUUUUGAUUUGGAA